CCCCCUUCCUUGGCUUGGGCCCUGGGCCCUCGCUGCCACCUUUGGCCACUGCUGCCUGGGGAGGCGGGGCUCGGGCCGCUCUGGAUGGUGGCUAAAAUGAUCAUAGAAAACUUCGAGGCGCUGAAAUCGUGGCUCAGCAAAACCUUGGAGCCCAUAUGUGAUGCAGAUCCAUCAGCCCUGGCUAAGUAUGUUCUUGCUUUGGUAAAGAAGGAUAAAAGUGAGAAAGAACUGAAGGCAUUGUGUGUUGAUCAGUUGGAUGUCUUUCUUCAAAAGGAGACCCAGAUAUUUGUAGAAAAACUUUUUGAUGCUGUGAAUACAAAGAGCUACCUACCUCCACCAGAGCAGCCAUCAUCAGGAAGCCUGAAAUCAGACUUCUUUCAGCAUCAAGAAAAAGACACGAAGAAGGAAGAGGUAAUUAAAGAGGAAGAGCGAGAGAAAAAGUUUUCAAGAAGGCUAAACCAUAGUCCCCCUCAGUCAAGCUCACGGUACCGAGAAACCAGAAGCAGGGAUGAAAGAAAGAAAGAGGAACGCUCCCGCAAGAGAGAAUAUGAUCGGAAUCCUCCACGAAGAGAGUCCUACAGAGACCGUUAUAACAGAAGGCGGGGCCGGAGCCGGAGCUACAGCAGGAGUCGCAGUAGAAGCUGGAGCAAGGAAAGAUUGCGGGAUCGAGAUAGGGACAGGAGCAGGAGUCGAACUAGAAGUAGAACACGGAGCAGAGAAAGGGAUCUGGGAAAGCCAAAAUAUGACUUGGACAGAACUGAGCCAUUAGAAAACAACUAUACUCCUGUUUCUUCUGUUACAAACAUUUCAUCUGGCCACUACCCUGUCCCUACGCUAAGUAGCACUAUAACAGUUAUUGCUCCUGCUCACCAUGGAAAUAAUACUACUGAAAGUUGGUCAGAAUUUCAUGAAGAACAGUUGGACCACAAUUCCUAUGGGAGACCUCCACUGCCCAAAAAACGUUGCAGAGACUAUGAUGAAAAGGGAUUCUGUAUGAGAGGAGAUAUGUGUCCUUUUGAUCAUGGAAGCGACCCCGUAGUUGUAGAAGACGUGAACCUUCCGGGCAUUCUGCCUUUUCCAGCACAGCCCCCAGUUGUUGAAGGACCACCUCCUCCAGGACUUCCUCCCCCACCACCUAUUCUUACUCCUCCUCCUGUGAACCUUAGACCUCCUGUUCCACCUCCAGGCCCUUUACCACCCAGCCUUCCACCUGUUACAGGACCGCCACCUCCACUUCCACCUUUGCAGCCCUCUGGUAUGGAUGCUCCUCCAAACUCUGCAACCAGUUCUGUUCCUACAGUUGUAACGACGGGUAUUCAUCACCAGCCACCCCCUGCUCCACCUUCUUUAUUUACAGAAACGUAUGACACAGAUGGCUAUAAUCCUGAAGCGCCAAGUAUAACCAGCACUUCGAGGCCCAUGUAUAGACACAGAGUGCAUGCCCAAAGACCAAAUUUGAUAGGACUCACAUCGGGUGAUAUGGACCUGCCACCAAGAGAAAAACCUCCUAAUAAAAAUAGCAUGAGGAUAGUGGUAGAUUCUGAGUCCCGAAAAAGAACGAUUGGUGCAGGUGAUGGAGUUCCAGCAAAGAAGAAUUGGUUUGAUAAGCAAAACUUUAAUAGAACCAACAGUCCAGCUUUCCAGAAGAAGGUGCAGUUUGGAAAUGAAAAUACCAAACUCGAAUUGAGGAAAGUUCCUCCAGAGCUUAACAGUAUCAGCAAGCUAAAUGAGCACUUCAGCAAAUUUGGAAAUUUAGUAAAUUUGCAGGUUGCCUACCAGGGAGAUCCAGAAGGUGCCCUCAUCCAGUUUGCUACCCAUGAGGAGGCAAAGAAAGCUAUAUCGAGCACAGAAGCAGUGUUAAAUAAUCGGUUUAUCAAGGUCUAUUGGCAUAGAGAAGGCAGUGCUCUACCAAUGCCAGCUUCAGUGCAAAAGGUAAUACAGCCCUUAGCCCAGCAACCCAUUUUACCUGUUGUGAAGCAGUCCGUCAAGGAGCGGUUAGGUCCGGUACCUGCCAGUAACAUUGAGCCUGCUGAAGCUCAGAGUGCCAGUACAGAAGCUAUUCAGAAUGUAACAAAGCUAUCUGUGAAGGACAGGUUGGGCUUUGUACCUAAACCACCUAUUUCGACUACUGAGAAGGUGUUGUCUACUUCUACUGGCUUGACAAAAACAGUGUAUAACCCAGCUGCUUUGAAGGCAGCUCAGAAAACGUUGCCUGUUGUUAACACUUCCGUGCUAGAUUCUAGUGAAGCACAGAAGAAAAAACAGGAGGCACUACGACUUCAGCAAGAUGUGAGAAAGAAAAAGCAAGAGAUCUUAGAAAAGCACAUUGAAACACAAAAGAUGCUGAUUUCAAAGCUGGAGAAGAAUAAAACGAUGAAGUCAGAGGACAAGGCCGAAAUCAUGAAAACUCUGGAGACUUUGACUAAUAGUAUCACCAAAUUAAAGGAUGAAUUGAAAGGAGUCUCUUCUCCAGCAAGCACUCCACUGAAAAACAUGAAAACAAAGACACAGAUGCAAAAAGAGCUACUGGAUACAGAGUUGGACUUGUAUAAGAAGAUGCAGGCUGGGGAAGAGAUUACUGAACUAAGAAGAAAGUACACAGAACUGCAGCUUGAAGCUGCGAAGCGAGGAAUUCUUUCCUCAGGUCGUGGGAGAGGACUUCACACCAGAGGUCGUGGUGUCUGUCGUGGGAGAGGUAGGGGAGGACGAGGACGGGGUCGAGGAAGAGGAGUUUCUGUUCAUGAUGUGGUGGACCAUCGUCCGAGGGCACUUGAAAUCUCUGCAUUUACAGAGAAUGACCGAGAAGAUCUCCUUCCUCAUUUUGCGCAAUAUGGUGAAAUUGAAGACUGCCAGAUAGAUGACUCAUCUCUCCACGCAGUGAUUACUUUCAAGACAAGAGGAGAUGCUGAAGCCGCUGCUAUCCAUGGAGCUAGAUUCAAAGGGCAAGACCUGAAGUUGGCCUGGAACAAGCCGGUCAUAAAUAUGUCAGCAGUGGAAACAGAGGAGACAGAGCCAGAUGAAGAAGAAUUUCAGGAAGAAUCCUUGGUAGAUGACUCAUUGCUUCAAGAUGAUGAUGAAGAUGACGACGACAAUGAAUCUCGUUCUUGGAGAAGAUGAUUCAGCUUAUUAUUGACAACGCUAGAACUGUACCUGUGUUGCAUUAGCAUUUCCUAAUGUACUUUUGCAUAUUUGUACUACAAGGAGUUUGGGUGAAAGUGAUGGGUUUCAGAUAAGACACAAGUGGCUGAUUGAUCCUGUAUUUUGAGUGAUUGAUGUUCAAGUUGCAUUUACAUUUCGGUAAAUGAUUGCUAAAGACAUCAUAUUAGGAACAUAUGCAAUGUUUUUAUUACUUCUAUGGAAACAUUACAGAAUUCUUUGGAUUCUUUGUAAUUUAAAGAAUUGGUCACACAACCAAAUGACCAACAGUUGUUAUAACAUAGCUAAUUUUUGUUUUGUUUUAUUCCAAAUAUGGAAUGAAAAUUUGCAUUUAAGAUCUUUGUGAAUGUUUUCAGAAAUGAUAGAUAACAGUACUAAACUGAAAUCUCUCUAAAGUUAUGUAUUCAUAAUAUUGCAUAGUAGUAUGCUUAGGCUUUACUAUGUACUAGCCUUUUGUUGGAUUUGUGUACGUAUUUUACGUAUGAGUUUUAAUGAUACAGUGUAUGACUGCUUUACAUAUAUCUCCUUAUCACCUUUAAGAUGUAUAAAAAAAUAAAGAAAUGGAAUGGUCUUAAAAAAAAAAAGAGGAAAAAAAAGCAAUAAUGAAGUUAUACUAUAGCCCAUGAUAACGGAGAAAAAAAAUUAAAAGAAAAAAAAAGAAUGAGACCAUUCCAAGUGGCAACCCCACCCCACCCCAUACUCAAAAAAAGAGCUGAAUCACUGUCACUUUUUCAACUUCAUAAACAAUAAAACUAUAGAAAACAAGGCAUUGAAGCCAUAUGCUUAGCUUACGUAUAUACUGCGUGCUCAAAAUCUUUUGAAGCACACUUUAGGGCAAAGUGGCUACCUAACUUCAGAAAUGAGGCUUUGAGAAUUCUUGCUCAAGGAUUAGACAAUCGCUCUCAUAUCCUGGGAACUGAAGAGAACCUGCUCCUUGUGUGGUGAAACUCAAGCUUAAAGAAAUAUAGUAAAAUGGGUUGAGAAACCGGUCACUCCCAAACUGCUGUAUUCAGCUUCAAAGAUUUCCCUGUACUUUUGAGUCUCAUAAGCAAUGAUGGAAAAAUGGAGAAUGUCUGUGGUCACUGCAGUUGGCCAACUUCUCAGAAUUGCUGAACCAGUGCAAAGUUUUAAAUGAAAAUUUUAAACUACUACACAGAUGGAAUGCUAUAAAAGGCUUUGCCCCUGGAAAAUGAUGUCCGAAGGUGCCCUUAAUUUUAAUUAGGCAAUCAGUUGAUCAACAUAUGGAAGGCUGACCUGUCCCUUUCCACAAAAUCAUCCAGAAUUUCUUAAGAGGAGGAAAAGACUACAGUGAUCGUGAGGCUGGAAUGCUAUGCUUUGCUCUCUUGGAGGAAGAAUGAGAUACAUACGUUACAAAUAUUCAUCUAGUCAUCUCCUUACUUUGGGUCUCUGGCAGAAAAAGUUUUGAAUUCUGAAUUGAUUAAAAGUUCUGAAUUGAUUCAGUUCCACGUGUGCAUAUGAGACAGUUUGUGAUGUCUUACUAUAUUUGUUGUAUUGUCGGCUACAUGAAUGUAACACUUGCACUUCUGUGAAUUUCUGUCCUAGAAAAGGGCUCGUGCAAUUUCAUUUAUACAGAAAGCUCUUUAAAUUGAUUUCCUGUAUUUUUUUAUAAUAAACAUUAUUUUUAAAGCAGUGUA
This is a messenger RNA of Elgaria multicarinata webbii, 4811 nucleotides long. RefSeq names its product RNA binding motif protein 26 (gene RBM26). The coding region runs from base 85 to 3117 and encodes 1010 amino acids. Lineage: Eukaryota; Metazoa; Chordata; Lepidosauria; Squamata; Anguidae. Gene Ontology annotation, biological process: mRNA processing. Gene Ontology annotation, cellular component: nucleus. The transcript has 25 exons. Gene Ontology annotation, molecular function: metal ion binding; RNA binding. The record is from RefSeq and is a predicted model, not a curated record.